This is a messenger RNA of Aspergillus oryzae RIB40, 1011 nucleotides long. RefSeq names its product phosphatidylinositol N-acetylglucosaminyltransferase (gene pigc). Gene Ontology annotation, biological process: GPI anchor biosynthetic process. Gene Ontology annotation, cellular component: membrane; glycosylphosphatidylinositol-N-acetylglucosaminyltransferase (GPI-GnT) complex. The transcript has 4 exons. NCBI's taxonomy places the organism in Eukaryota, Fungi, Ascomycota, Eurotiomycetes, Eurotiales, Aspergillaceae. Bases 1 to 1011 code for a protein of 336 amino acids. The record is from RefSeq and is a predicted model, not a curated record.
AUGACUGAAUAUUUGGAAGAAUCUUUGCGACCGCCGCACGCGGUCCCGGCACGAAAGUUACGAGGAACAAGUCGACGCCGGAGACGCAAGGGCGCGUGGAAGAAGCUUCUCUGGGUGAAGCAAUCAUGUAUGGAUCCUGAUAACUACACCGAUACGGAAACGUUCCUCGAUCAUCUCCAGCGCAACCCGCGCGUGCGUCCUUACGACUUCUGGCCACUAGUAGCCGAUUCUACGGUCAUUGUUCAGCAUGUCUGCUCGGUGGCGAUCUUUGUUUGCUGUUUCGUUGGCAUCGUCCAGGGACGAGUGAGCCCCGUCUCGAUUGUGUGCUGGGGGAGCGUCGGGACGGCUAUGGGCUGGAUACUGUGGGAUUCUGUCCCGCCUCUGCCUCCCCACGAUGCGCCGAUGAUUUCGCGACUCUCUUCGCGCAACCGCCAGCGGCUAUCUACAGUCAAAUCGGCGUUCUUGAUCUACUGUGCAUUACUGGGGCUUAGUCCGAUCCUUAAAUCGCUCACCAAAUCGACGGCUAGCGACUCGAUCUGGGCGAUGAGCUGCUGGCUGUUGAUCACCAACAUCUUCUCUUUUGACUAUGGAAGUGGGGAGGGCGCAGGCGCUACGAAGUUCCCGGCUUCUCUGUCGACUAACGCUGCGGUGAUGGCCUCGACCGUGUUGGCGUCCCGACUGCCGUCGACCACGCACGUGUUCAGUUUAAUGCUGUUCUCCAUCGAAGUGUUCGGGCUGUUCCCUAUCUUCCGGCGUCAAUUGCGCCAUAUCUCCUGGACCGGUCAUGUGUUCCUGACACUAGCGCUGGUGAUCGCGGCUGGUGGCGCAGUUGGGAUUACAUUAAGGGGCGGAUUGACGGCGGCCGUGGUUGGUUCUAUGCUGGGCAGCAUCCUGACGGCCUUGGCAAUGGGAGGCUGUAGUUGGUGGCUCAUCAGUCUGCAAAAGUACAAGAAUGUGGUGACUGGACCGUGGGACCCGGCGCGGCCCAUCAUCCGACGACAUUGGGAUUAA